GUGUGGCAGCACGGUGACAAACACUUUUUGUUUCCACGAAGACGUUUGCCUCGGCCGGACUCAACAGUGACAGCUGCAGCACAACUGACAGAGUCGUGGAGGGGGGUGAGCGGAGGCAGGAGGGCGCUUCGUAAAGAAAGACGGGAGUAUUCAACACGUUUGACAUGCAGGACACGGGUUCUCCUUAAAGAGAGAGGGAGCAGAGGAUGAGGAGAAACCAGACAAAGUUUGGACCAGGAGAAACGAGUUGGUGGGGCUGCAGGUUGCCAUGUUUGCCGGUAUCCCCCUCUUUUUUCUGGUGUUUGUGAGUCACCCUCCUUCACACACGCUCCUCGGCAGGGUUGGGCUUCAGAAGGCUCAGACGGGAAUGCACAACUGUGUCGUCUUUCCCACAUUUCUUUUCUCCUCUCUUGGAUUGAAGAUAUGAUUCGAACCCAGGAAGAACUCUGCCAGAGGAGCAAAUAAAAAUAAAAACUUGGACUGAACUCUUUGUCUGCCUGGACCGUUGCCUCAGGAGGAAAAAGAGACACCUUCAGACCCACCCCCUUCUUUUUGGACUCUGUAUCACUUGACUCUCUGCAGACUGGAUCUUUGUGCUCCAGAGAGGAGGAGGAGGUUUUAAACCCGGAUUACAAACCGUCUCUUUCUCUCCAGUUCUGAGGGACUUCCUGAUAAAAAUAAGACAUUAAAGCAUCUUAAUUUGUUACAUUUCAAAUAAAAAGUAAUUUAAUUUGAGCCCAGCGUGGGAUCAUCAUCUGCAUCGCAGUGCUCAGCUAAUUCCUCCUCUCCACUCCCUUUCUCUUUUGGCACAGUUUCUCUUCCUCCCUCUUUCUUUUCUUGUUUUGUUUUUAUUCCCGGCGUGGUGGAAAGCAGCCUGAUUGGAGCACUUCCUGUGUUUUAAUACCAGUGCAGGAAACAGAACAAACGGAGCUGAAUUCAAACACAAACAGCAAGCGAGCAGGGGGAGGGACGUAGAGAGAGAGAGAGGGGGAUGACGGGGGGAGCAGCAGGAGAGUCAGAGGAAAGGAGGGAUUUUUUUAGCAGCUGCAAACCAUUUUAGCUGUGUUGUGGCCUGAGAGCUGGGAGAGAAAAGAAAGCAAACGUUUCACAGAGGAGAAGCUGCGUGGCACUUUGUCUCAGUGUGGAGGAGUCGGGGAGCGAGGAUCGUCUGCCGGUUAAUCAGCAGAGCUGAGCUUGAACCGGAGCUGCAGGGUUCGUCUGGGACUUUGCCCUCUGGAUACGGUCCCACGACACUCUCUGCUCGCCUGGCUGGUCCUCCACCCCUCCCCAGCCCCCCUAUUUUGUCUAUCUACCCCCCGACGCCUCCUUUCACUCCAGCCUCAGCGCCUCCAGGAGCCAGCUCGUGUUGGAUCUACUGUACCUCCUCUCCCCUGCAGCUUCAGAUGAGAGGAAAGAGAAGAGAAGCACUGAUGGGGAUUUCUUGAACUCUUUGUUUGGAUUUUCCUUCAAAUAUUGUUCAGCUGCUCGGACAGACUGGAUCUAACGGUUGCUACGAUGAUGGAAGUUUUGAACAAAAAAAGAAGAAAAACCCUGGACCGAACCACAAAAUGGUUGUGGUAAAGGAGUUUUUAUAUUUCUCACAAAAAGAUUCUUUUGUUUUUUAAACUGUCUGAAAUAUUUGGGACAUCAGGAGAGAAAAGUAGCAGUGGAUGGUUCUACUUUUCUAUUCAUCGCACCCCACGCAGCUUUUCUUUUAUAUAACUGCGAGUGGGUUUUUCUCACCUUAAAAGGAGAGUUUUACRCUUCUCUGCCUGCCUCUCACUGCAACUGUUAAAGUUGUUUGAGCCCUCUCUGCCUCUUCCUGUUGAGCCACAGCGAGGACCAGAAAGGAAGGAAGGAACUCGAGGAGGAAAAGAGGAACAAGUUGGAUUUCUGACAGCAAAACAAAGGAAUGUUAUCGGUUUGACRCUCUCCCCCCACGCUGAGCUCCUCAGACAUGGAGACGGUGACUACUGCUUUCCAUCCUCCAUGUGCUCAUCCCUCCACUUAUCUCAUUCCAGCCAGCCUUUAAAACAAACAGCCCUGCUGAUUAAUAUGGUGCCGAGUGGGAGGGCUGUCAUCCUGGUUCCCUCGUUGAUGCCACUCAGCAUCUUUGAAAGACCAAGAAAAUGCUCGGCUGUUGAAGUAACAUAGUCCAAACGAAACGGAGGAUGUGAAACCUGAAGGGUUUAUUCGCUGCGGCCACAUGGACUGAAUCUAGUUUUGAUUAUUUGGACAGUUAGAAGUGAAGGACUCGUUUUCUCUGCACUGGUUUCAGUUUUAAAUCAUAAAAUGGGGAAACCUUUGAGCCGUCCCGACUGUCUGAGGCAGAGCCCUCGCUGCCUCGGAAAGGGUGACGAGGAUGAGACGUACAUCGAGGACUGCUACGUCCCGCAGCGAUCCAUUUACGACACCAUGCGCAUCAACGAACAAAUAGACCAAGGGACCAAACUGUGCCAACCCUCGAGGAGCACUUUGGGCUCUGGUGGGGAGGUACGAGGAGAAGAAAGGACCAUAUCCAGUAAUGGCACCAUUGGCGCUGAUCUGGGGAGUGUUUUUGUUUCCAGGAGCGCAGAUCACGCCGGCGGUGCAAAGAAACUAGACGAAAGGGUGAUCUUUGAUGCCUUGAAGCUGACCGGCGAUGCUCCGAUCAUGUCGCCACCGGUCGUUGGUUCAAGUCUGCCCAUUGCUCCGUCCUCAUCUGGAGCUGGUGGAGUGGUUGCAGUGGCCAAGAGGCGGCAUCAAGGUGGAGAUAAGAAGGACAAUCUGAACCGGCGGUCUUGGAAAGCUUUUUUCCCCCCAAGUUUUCCAGAGUUUGCAGAAAGACUUGAGUUUUCAUCAGUUGACGGAGCGGAGAAGCGUUCAUCGGGACCGGGGAAUCCUCUUUCUCCUCUACAACCCGUUCCCUCCCAAACCACCCCGGCAGCCUCCACGCCUUCCCUACCGCCUCAUACUCCCUCCCCCAUGUCGUCUGCGCCGCACACGCCACCCAUCUCCACCUCGCCCGCUCUGACGCCCACAGUUAGCCCCCAGCAGCAUCCUCUCAGCAGGCUGAAGCAGGUUAAUCCUUUACUGCAGAAGCAGCUGAAACCAACACCUGCGCUGCCAUCUCCUACAAAGGAUCYGUUACCUGCCGUCGGACAGACUCCGGCUCUCAGAGCAUCUGGGAACACUCCGCAGCAAAGCCCCUCCAAGGAUUGGCAGGUAAACGUGAAACGGGACGAGCACCGCCGGACUGCGAGCUCCUCUAAAGCUCCAAUCAGGCACAUCUCAGAGGAUACCUUUGAGGCCAUAAAGAACUCUGAUUCAGAAAGAGAUUCUCCUCUUUUGGACCAGAACCCGGGAGAUAACGCCCCCCUCAUCCCUCCUAAACCUGUCUUCUGCCCCCCAACCAAGGCCCGGACCUGGCCUCGGAGUAUAACAACAGGAAAGAAGACCCAGGUCAGCCUGAGACACAACUUUCCCAUACUGCCCCCUCUGCCUCCCCUGUUGGGCGAGGAUAACAGCACAGAUGAAGAGUCGGUUUAUUUGUUAGACCCCCCGUCGCCUUUCCUGAAGGAGGAAGAGGGGUUGGUGUACGGGGGGCUGCCGCUGUCCCCCUGUAUCAGUCAUGAAGGGGAUGAAGAGGGGCUGCUUGGAUGGAGUGAUCUCAGAGAACGCACAGCUUCUGAAAUCAAAUUUGAGGAGGACGAGCGACGGAUUCUUCAGGAGCUCGAGGAAGAGAAAGAGGAGGAAGAGGAGGAGGAGUGGAAAAGAAAACGAGAUUUAGCCGAAGAGGAGAGAGCUCAGAGAGAGGAGCGGGAGUGGGAGGCAGUCCUUAAAUUGGAGAACAGAGAGAGGUUCGAGCGGUCCUGGGACAGGGAAACAUUGGAGUCACAGACAUGGGAUUUAUCUGGCUCAUCGGGACAUUGGCCCCUGUUGACCCCCCCCUCGGGUUUUGGUGGCCCCAGGGCCCCCAGCGCCUCACCCUGUCCCAGCUCAGGUGCAGAGUCAGUUGACCUCUUCCUGGAGCUGGAAAGGCAGUGUGAGGAGGGAGUGGAGGGGCUGGAGAUGAGUGUCGACCCCGAGCCUCUCUGUGAUCCUUACACACUUCCUUGUUUAGAGGAAGAGGAGGAGGAGGAGGAGGAGGAGGAGGAGCGAGAAGAAGAGUCUGUAGAGACGGAUUACAAAGGAACUCUUCCUCUAGAUGCAGUUAACUUUAAAAGUGUUGAUUUGAACUUUAUGACACCAGAAGCUUUAAACCAGCCUGAGCACAUAGAAGAACUCAGAAACCCGGACUUUAAGGACCAUGAGAACGAACACGGUUUCAUUGAUGAAGAAUGUGACUUUGAUGAGGAUAAGAAAAAGAURGAUGAAGAGGAGAUUAGUUACCCAACAGACUCUGCUAUUGGUCAACAGCUGGAGUCAGAUUCCAGCGGAGUCCAGCUCUCCCAGCCAGACCGAACUGCAACAGAUUCUGAGCUGGAGAGACCUCCACAGACUGAGACGGACCUGGACAGCGGGGCGUCAUCGGAACCCGAUGAAGAGGCCUCGUCUUCUGCAUCUCGGAGCCCUCUAAACCCAUACGCUGAGGAGGAGGAGGAUGAAGGGGGAGUGAAAGAGGAUGAGGAGUUGGAUGUCUGUGACCAAUCUGUGCCGAGUUUGGACAGCAUUCAAGACGACUCCCUGGAUCCUCAGCUCUGGGCUGAAAAACAAACCGACAGUGAAUGUACCCAGGAUGUUGAUGCUCAAGAAGAGCCAAACGUUUGCAUGAAAAUAACGUCGGACACAGGAGGAACUCAGUGUGUGUCUGAGGACUUAGCUUCUGGUUUGUACAAGGCUGAACAUGCCCAGAGUCCAGAAACUAGAAUAAUAAUUAGCACCCCUAAACCAGACUUGGUUCUGCCUCAGCACACAGAACCAGCACCGUCUUCCUUCUCAUCUCAGGCCAAGUCUGACUCUAGUGGCGCAGGUUUGGACCCUGCAGACUCAGAGGCCUUCGUGACGUCGGAUAGUUUCGUUUACCUGGCUGUAUCUGUGCCUCCUCAGUACCUCAGUGGCUGUCCCCCCUCUCCAGUCGGAGACUCCAUCCCUCCCAGUCCUGUCCCCAAACCGGCCCGCUGCCACGACCCGGAGGACUCUGAGGAUGGCUCCAUCGUUUUCUCCGACAGCUUUGUGUACAUGGCAGCGCCCGAGCGGCCCCAGCCGGGGCCGUCCGAGUUCGGCUCCACCUGUGAGGACGCCCAGGAGCUCGACCUGGACUCGUACUCUGAGGGGACCCAGUCCGGGUUGGAGGGGGUUGAAUUCGUUCUGGGCUCCAUGACUGGCGACAGCGACUGGGAGUCAGAUAGUUCCGCUUUGGAGUUUCCUCCCGUCGUGUCCAGCGACCAGGUCUGGGACCAACUGGAGCCGGGCCUCUUGCAGAGCCUGUUCAGCCAGCCAGAGCUGAGCCAGGUACAGGCAUGGGGUCCUC
Messenger RNA from Austrofundulus limnaeus, 5452 nucleotides. RefSeq lists its product as uncharacterized. Lineage: Eukaryota; Metazoa; Chordata; Actinopteri; Cyprinodontiformes; Rivulidae. The record is from RefSeq and is a predicted model, not a curated record.